UGUCAGUAUACGUGGCUAGACUUGCUUCAGCUUGCUGUACAACUUCGACAGGGAAACAUGCUGCCUCUUCUGAUCUUAGCUGUACUCGGACUGGUCGGCGCUGCGCCGAUGCCUGAUGACAUUGAGUAUCCACAAUGUGGGAUUGGUAACGGUAUGUGUAUGCACCGUUCCGACUGUGGUGACUCUACUGUCAAGACGUUCUGUGGAAAUGGUUUGGUCUGCUGCAUUCUUUCUAAAUCUAGUGGGUUAGGACCUCAGGAGCUCGACUUUAUCAACAGAGAUCCGAACAACAUCAACGAGAUCGAUGGCGAUGCCAACUUGGAUGAUGCACUAGCAGAACCGGAAGGUACACACAAGAAAUAAAAGAACCUUCCUCUCCCGGGCGCCCGCUCCAAAAUAAUUAAAAAUUUUAUUUAUCUAUUUAUUUGCAUCAGGCCCAUGGCCCAUAUCAACAAACACAGUACAUACAAUUAAAAACAAAUCUAAAACUAUCUGGAGAAGACUUAGUCCACAUAAUGCCGCCAGAACAUACUGUGGCGGAAGGCAUCGGAAUGCACAAGGAGAUGGAUAAUCUCAUUGUCUGACGACAACAGACAGGAAACGAAUGAGUGGGUAACCUUACGGCGUUUAGCGUCAAACGUGUCUGUCCAGUUCAUAGCAAACAGAUAACUUGUACUUGCAUACCUGCCAGCACAAUAUAUAAAAAGUCUAAUAUGCACUAGAUAUAAAAAGUCUAAUGAACGCACCUCCUGGAUCAAAAAUUACCCCGGAAAAUCUAUGACUAUCUUACAAACUAUCCUUUUUGUUAUCUUUAUUCGUGAAUAACCUUCCUAAACCAGAUUGCAUAUACGCAAACAUAGUAAAGAAAAGGGAUAAGUUUAUCAGACUGUAGUUUCUGUUGUAACUGUUUUACUUUACUUUUUGACACACGUGGAAUUCCUACCAUUAUAUGUUACUGGUUAAGGAUUUUGUCUUGGCUAAGUGCCAGAUUAAGAAACUCUAAACUAAUUACUAC
Branchiostoma belcheri (Belcher's lancelet) is the source of this 1015-nucleotide messenger RNA. RefSeq lists its product as uncharacterized. The coding region runs from base 58 to 363 and encodes 101 amino acids. NCBI's taxonomy places the organism in Eukaryota, Metazoa, Chordata, Leptocardii, Amphioxiformes, Branchiostomatidae. The record is from RefSeq and is a predicted model, not a curated record. The transcript is spliced from 3 exons.